Messenger RNA from Spirometra erinaceieuropaei, 528 nucleotides. NCBI's taxonomy places the organism in Eukaryota, Metazoa, Platyhelminthes, Cestoda, Diphyllobothriidea, Diphyllobothriidae. The record is from the annotation of a GenBank genome assembly.
AUGCCGCUUCGUGUUGUUUGCAGUCAGGUGCAGAUUCCCGCUAUGCUCGUAGACCAAACCAAGGACAUUCUCCAGCGAUUUGCUCUAGUGUUCCAAGACGGUCUGGGUCGUUGCACAUGCACUCAAGUCGUUCUACUUCUUUCGCCUGGAAGUCAACCAGUCUUCCGUCCAAAGCGACCAGCCCCAUUUGCAGCCCUACCACUUGUCGAGGCUGAAGUGAAGUGUCUGGAGAAACUGGGAGUUCUAGUUCCCGUAUCCUACUCCGCCUGGGCCGCAACAAUCGUUGUGCUUAAGAAGUCCAAGGGCUCGAUUCGCAUUUGCGCUGACUUCUCCACCGGUCUCAAUACCGCGCUGACGCCGAACUGUUAUCCACUGCCGGUUCCGGCUGAUACUUUCACCCUGCUGAAUGAUGGCACUUGCUUUGAUAAGUUGGAUCUCGUUGAUGCGUAUUUGCAGAUCGAGGUCGCCACAGAGUCGCGCGAAUUGUUGACCAUCAAUACCCACCGCGGUCUGCUCCAAUACACCUGA